UGCAUAUCUCAGCUAUGCAGUGAAUAAUAUCUGACUCAUCAUAUACUCAGCAUAAUCCAGCAGUUCAUAAUUCACAUUUUCACUAUACUUAUCCCUCCUAUCAACUCCAUUCAUACAUACUACCUAUCUAUACCCUAUAUAAUGAUUGAUAUAAAAUGAUCACCCUCAACACAAUCCUCUCCUCCCUCUUCUACCUCCUCCCCCUCUACCUCUUCGUCCUCGCCCCCCUCCUCCGCCAAUACUUCCCAUCCGACGACGCCUCCAACACAACCACAACCAACAUCCCCUUCGACCCCUUCAACAACUCUCCCCUCAUUCCCUCGCCUUCCGAGUUCGAGAGCAACCCAGACGCAUACGACCUCCCAUACCUCGACCCAGACUUCCUCUCCCCGGACGACCCCUCCUCCCCAUCCUACUCCCCCUCCGAAGAACCCCUCACCUGCCCACAAGACACCUACAAAACGCACAUCCUCUCCCGCACGCCCCUAAUAAUCUACAUCGAGAACUUCCUCUCCGGCCCCGAAACCACCUCCCUCCUCUCCCUCACCACCCCCCAAUCCCCCUCCACCAACCAAUCCACAAACCACGGCUACACCCCCUCCAUAAUCUACGACGGCACCUCCCAACGCAUCGACCCCACCCGCCGCCUCUCCGACCGCGCCCUCCUCCCCGCCCACAGCACCCCCGUCCGGUGUCUCAACCGCCGCGCCGCCUCCUUCCAAGGCUGGCGUCCCUACCUGCACAUCGAGCCGCUCUGGGCCCAGCGCUAUAACGUCUCGGGCCACUACACGCACCACUACGAUUGGGCGGGGUCCGCCGCGAGGGGAGGCGACCGCGCGACUACGUUUAUGGUGUAUUUGGAUGAUGGGUGUAAGGGGGGCGGGACGAAUUUUCCGAGACUGGUGAGGCCCGUUGCGAGGGAGUGGUGUCGGUUUAUUGAGUGCCCUGUGGACUCGGAUGGGGAGGGAGAGGGGAUGGGAGGGAUCACGUUCAAGCCGAUUGCGGGGAAUGCGGUGUUUUGGGAGAAUUUGAGGCCCGAUGGCAGUGGGUAUCCGGAGACUUGGCAUGCUGCGUUGCCGGUGACGGAGGGGGUGAAGGUUGGGUUGAAUAUUUGGAGUUGGUAUCAGCCGCCUAGGAGGAGGGUGUGAUCUUGUUGUUUUUUUGGGUGUAUAAUACUUAUGUAUAUUGAGAGAGAGAGAGAGAGAGACUGA
Molecule: messenger RNA, 1211 nt
Organism: Aspergillus candidus
Lineage: Eukaryota; Fungi; Ascomycota; Eurotiomycetes; Eurotiales; Aspergillaceae
Product: oxidoreductase, 2OG-Fe(II) oxygenase family
Exons: 1
Coding region: 156-1148 (330 amino acids)
Biological process (GO): peptidyl-proline hydroxylation to 4-hydroxy-L-proline
Cellular component (GO): endoplasmic reticulum
Molecular function (GO): L-ascorbic acid binding; iron ion binding; procollagen-proline 4-dioxygenase activity
Source: RefSeq, a predicted model, not a curated record